AUGGCCACAGACAGCCCUGGUGCCUGGGCAUUGUGGUUCCUGAUGCUGGGUCUCUAUACAUUCGUUACAAUUGCGCUCCGUGGGAAACCCACUGUAGCAUUUCGGUUCAGUGAAAACGGCAAAGAGACCAUAGUAUAUGUCUACAAUGAUGAACACUGGCUCGUUUGCGCUGUCGUUGAUGACCUUGUCGCACGGAAGACAAAAGUAGAGGACCUAGAGGCUCAGAACGAACAGCCCGGCGUAUUGAAUGACAACCUUGAGGGCACAUUUCAAGCCUGA
Molecule: messenger RNA, 279 nt
Organism: Aspergillus udagawae
Lineage: Eukaryota; Fungi; Ascomycota; Eurotiomycetes; Eurotiales; Aspergillaceae
Exons: 3
Coding region: 1-279 (92 amino acids)
Source: RefSeq, a predicted model, not a curated record